AUGUUUUUGAGCCCUAUGAUUGAAAAGGUAGUGGAGGCUGUGAUCGAGAGGCUGAGAGCUGAUGAUGAGGUAAAGUCAUCUGACAUUGAUGCAUCGUAUGCCAGCAUACAUGGUGCGUUUAUUAGUCUUGAGAGUAAGGGUGUGUGCAAUGUUAAGACGAAUGAGAGUUUUGAGGAAGUGCUAACUAAGGAGGGUGAGGAAGUGGAGAAGAAUGGAAGUGAAGAGUAUUUGCUGUUAAAGUCAAUAGGGCAAGAUGGAAUGAGUCUUGAGGAUCUCGAAAGGUACAAGUUGGGGAAGAUGAAUGCAUUUAAAAAUAAGUGGAUUAGGAAGGAAGGAAGUAGAGUGUUCAGAGUUGUUGGGGAUAUUGAGGAUGGAAUAAGAAAGAUGGCUGCUAAUCUGAAAUGUGGAAAUGCAUCUGAAGAUGAGCUGGAGACGUUGAGGAGAAGAAAGCUUGUUUAUAAGAAGAAGAAUGUUGUGUUAAUAGCAACCAAAGGGCCGAUGUUUUUUGAAGCAAGCAGUUAUGUGACGGAGUUGACUGCAGGGAUGGUGCAGAGUGGCUCCUACAAAAAUGCUGUCUUCAAGAAUUACAACUUUGACACUCGAGGAAGUGCUCCGCAGUCUGGAUCUCUACAUCCUUUGAUGAAGAUGAGAGACGAUUUCAAGAGGAUAUUUGUUGGGAUGGGGUUUAGCGAGAUGUCUACUGGCCAAUAUGUUGAAUUAUCGUUCUGGAAUUUUGAUGCGUUAUUCCAGCCUCAGGAUCAUCCAUCGAGAGAUGCACACGACACGUUUUUUAUUAAGGAUCCCGAGAUAAGCACAAGGCUCCCUGCUGAGUAUCUGAAGGAUGUAUCCGAAACGCACUGUGGAGGAAGAUAUGACUCGCUGGGCCAUAGAAAUGCAUGGAGCAUAUCAGAAGCGCAGAAAAACAUUCUAAGGACACAUACAACGUCGGUAAGUGCCAGAAGGCUGUACGAGCUAGGAAAAAGAGGGUUUGUGCCUACAAAGCUGUUUUCCAUUGACAAAGUGUUUCGAAACGAAAGUGUAGAUGCAACACACCUUGCGGAGUUCCAUCAGGUGGAAGGAUUGAUUGUUGACAAAGGGUUGACCAUAGGACACCUCAUGGGUGUUUUACAGGAAUUUUUUGGCAGGCUUGGCAUGGACAACAUCAAGUUCAAGCCUGCAUUUAAUCCAUACACUGAGCCAUCUAUGGAAGUGUUUGGGUAUCAUAAGGAGCUCGGCAAGUGGAUAGAGAUAGGAAAUUCUGGGAUUUUCAGGCCCGAGAUGCUACGCCCAAUGGGAUUUGAUGCGGAUGUGAGCGUGAUUGCAUGGGGGCUGUCUCUUGAAAGGCCGGCAAUGAUCAAGUAUGGAUUGAAGAAUAUCCGCGAUCUUGUUGGGCACAAGGUUGACAUUGAGUUUUCUAGAAGAAGCGAAAUAUGUUUUUUUGAUUAA
Messenger RNA from Ordospora pajunii, 1446 nucleotides. RefSeq names its product tRNA synthetase class II. Gene Ontology annotation, biological process: phenylalanyl-tRNA aminoacylation. Gene Ontology annotation, molecular function: ATP binding; phenylalanine-tRNA ligase activity; tRNA binding. The record is from RefSeq and is a predicted model, not a curated record. NCBI's taxonomy places the organism in Eukaryota, Fungi, Microsporidia, Ordosporidae. Bases 1 to 1446 code for a protein of 481 amino acids. The transcript has a single exon. Gene Ontology annotation, cellular component: cytosol; cytoplasm; phenylalanine-tRNA ligase complex.